Molecule: messenger RNA, 1196 nt
Organism: Egretta garzetta (little egret)
Lineage: Eukaryota; Metazoa; Chordata; Aves; Pelecaniformes; Ardeidae
Gene: AGTRAP
Product: angiotensin II receptor associated protein
Exons: 5
Coding region: 1-480 (159 amino acids)
Biological process (GO): angiotensin-activated signaling pathway; regulation of blood pressure
Cellular component (GO): plasma membrane
Source: RefSeq, a predicted model, not a curated record
AUGACAACAAUAAUGAAUGACUACAGCGCCAUCAUUCUGGUACACUGGCUGCUCACAGUGUGGGGAUGCAUGAAUUACAUGUUUCCAGCUUCCUAUGCCUGGGGAAAUUUCAGUGUCCUUGCAGUGGGGAUCUGGGCCAUUGUGCAGCGAGAUUCCCUUGAUGCCAUCAUGAUGUUCCUGACUGGCCUGCUGCUCACAGUCCUCACAGACAUCAUUCACAUCUCUGUCUUCUACCCUUCAAACAAGUAUCUCAUUGACGUGCAGCGUUUCAGUGCAGGCAUGGCUAUCUUCAGCCUCCUCCUCAAACCUGUGUCCUGCUAUUUGGCGUAUCGAAUGUAUCAGGAGCGUGGAGGAGAGUACACCUUUAACAUAGGUGUCACCCGUGCAAGCCAUGACCGCAGCACCUAUGAGCCAAUUGAUCAGCAGGGUGCCCCUCCACAGUGGCCUGACUCAAGCAAGACAGCCCAGCAGCCAUACUGACGCCCUCUCUGCAACAAAGAACAGACGCUUCCCUUGCCCAGUCUAGCCUUCUGCUCUUCCUGUGUUUGUUCUGAUGGAGCAAGACCUGCUACUAAGCAAACGGGAGAGGAAUCUUUUUUUCAUUUCUUUUGCCUCCCUGAAGGUUAGGGUUCCUGCACUAAGUCCAGAAGAUCUUGGAGGUGUCAUGUUAAGCACUGUGACUCUUUGUAAUCCCAGUACUCUCCUUUCCUCCCUCCUCCUAAACCCCUUCUCUGUAUGUGUGAAUGGAUGCACCUUCUGCAGUCUUCCAAGUCUUGUAUUGUGCAUCCUCUCUGUUGUAAGUAAGGGAAUGACUCAAAAUAUUUCUGGACAAGCUAUCUUUAAAAGGCUUAUGGACUGCCCUUAAACAGUACAGUUUAGCCUGCUUUUAUGCAGAUAUAUUUCCAGGAAACAUCUGAGAGUUCCUGAGGGCUGUUUUUGAUGGUGUUAUUUAACUAAGAUUUAUGACCAUAACUCCCUAUACUAGCUGUGGUGGUUUGCACAAAGCUGCGGAUGGUAUAAAAUGCUCUUACUGGGCCAGGGAGCUGCUUGUGCUCCCAGUAUCUAGUCUUGGGUUUUAUUCACUGAUGCUUUUAUGCAAGUUGAGUGUCCUUCGGGAUCUUUAAAAUGGCUAUUGAACGUAUGUUAUAGAUGCUCUGUGCCUUCAAAUGUCCUUCACCUUCAGCUACCUAUCUUAA